Lathyrus oleraceus (garden pea) is the source of this 1515-nucleotide messenger RNA. RefSeq lists its product as uncharacterized. Lineage: Eukaryota; Viridiplantae; Streptophyta; Magnoliopsida; Fabales; Fabaceae. Bases 1 to 1515 code for a protein of 504 amino acids. The record is from RefSeq and is a predicted model, not a curated record. The transcript has 3 exons.
AUGGGACGCAUAUCAGAUUUCCUAGGCGCUCCACAGUCUUCUGUUCGACGCAGGCCAAACCAGGUUAUAAUCCAGGGAGAAGAACCAACUAUAGAUCAGGUUCGACCACCAAGGCAAGCGCCUGACGAAAGGGUCAUAGGGGCAAGAUUGGAACAACAGUCAAUUCGACGGGAAGUCCCUGAAGAACAACCUAGGAGAGUGAUAAUGGUUAAUAGAGACCAGGAUGCAGACGAAGUAAUUCAUAGGGUCAGGCGGGAAAACAUGAUGGAAAAUGACUUAACUAGUAUGAUAGAGAGAAUCAUGGCCCAGAAUGGCCUGAAUACAGGAAUUCGACGGCCAAAUUAUUCCUCUCCUUUAUCAGAAUAUGUCCUACAAAUAGAAUUACCAAGGGGUUGUAAAAUCCCUAAGUUCACCAAAUUCUCAGGGGACACUAGUGAAUCCACUAUAGAACACAUAGCCAAAUACAUGACUGAGGCAGGGGAUUUGGCGAACAGUGAGAACCUAAGAACGAAAUAUUUCCCCAGUUCUUUAACAAAGAACGCCUUCACGUGGUUUACAACUUUGCCACCAAAUUCCAUAGAUGCUUGGCCUCAUUUGGAAAGAUUGUUUCAUGAGCAAUUCUACAUGGGCCAAACUAAGAUAAGUCUUAAGGAAUUAGCCAGUAUCAAAAGAAAAUUCACCGAACCUAUAGAUGAUUAUCUGAAUAGGUUCCGUUUGUUGAAAUCUAGAUGCUUUACAAUAGUGUCUGAACACAAGUUGGUCGAAAUGGCCGCUGGAGACAGGGUUCGACAGGUCGAACGCUUAAAAUCAGAAAAGGCAAGAGCGAAUAAGAAUUAUAAGAAAGAGAGGGUUGCUUAUGUCGAAUUCGAAGAUGGGGAGUCUGAAAUCUCUGAUGACCCUUAUGGUCUUGAGGAAUUCGAAGUAGAUUUGGCUGAAUUAAAAAAAGCACCACCUUAUGCCUGCAAAUUACUUACACCUUCGAAUGGCAGGAACCCUAUCGAAACUGAAAAGAAUAAUAGAUUUCCUAAAAAGACUUACACAUUUGAUGUUACCAAAUGUGACGAGAUCUUCGAUUUAUUAGUAAAAGAUGGCCAAAUGAUAGUGCCUCAUAAUACCAAAAUUCCUCCAUUAGAACAACGAAAGAAAAAAGGCUUCUGUAAAUAUCACAAUUUUUUAGGCCAUAAAACCUCACAAUGCUUUCUUUUCAGGGAUCUUAUUCAGAAUGCAAUUAGGGAUGGCCGCCUCAAGUUCGCUGAUAAAGGAAAAAACCAGAUGAAGGUUGACGCUAAUCCCCUCAACAUUGCUGAUACAAAUUAUGCUGAACCUGUCGAAAUCAACAUGAUUGACGUAGGGGAAGCAGAGGCUGUAAAGGCAACAAGAACUGAAGGCUAUGCGCUAGAUGGAAAGCAGGCUACUGAUGGCCUAAAUCACGAUGUUCCCUUUAGAAUCUCUGAACUAGGGGGAACAAAACUAAACUGGAGACUUUACUGGGGAGGAAGCACGAGAAACAGCUGA